This is a messenger RNA of Microthlaspi erraticum, 885 nucleotides long. The record is from the annotation of a GenBank genome assembly. NCBI's taxonomy places the organism in Eukaryota, Viridiplantae, Streptophyta, Magnoliopsida, Brassicales, Brassicaceae.
AUGAAUCACAACACCAACAUCCACUUUGGGAACCGGACACUGAUCCCACACGAUCUCCACGGCCGGAGUUACCAAGACCCAGCCGUAAGCAUCGUGCCACAUCCGUUCCCUCCCAACCGCGCUCAUCCGACGUUUGAAGGACCUAGCCGAGACGAGCAUCAUUACCAUCAUCAUCAAAACCGACCUCCGGUUUAUCAUCAACCACCUAGACCAGUGUUGCAUUCACACCACGACCAUGUUCUCAAUAGGCGGAGAGAUAGCCAUUUCGAUGCCGUGCUUGAGGGUUUCAUGGAGAGCCAAAGAAAAACUAGCCGCGACAUUGAGACAAAGCUAGAGUUCACGCGAUACGAACUAGAUGGAAGACUUGGAGAACUCUCUACCCAAAUAGAGAGAGUAGAGUCAAGAUGCUUGGACAUGGAGGAAGAUUUGAAGAAGCAAGGCGAGGCCAUUGAAGACAAUAGGAGAGCGAUACACUUUACCAAAGUUUCUACCAAGGAGAUGGACAAUCACUUAGAUGAGAAGAUCACAAGUCUUGAUAACAACCUCGAUGGCACCACCAAGAGUCUCAAUUCAAUAACAGCAGUAGCUCAUCAAGCUAAGAGGGAGGCACAAAUCCGAGAUUUACACAUCUCUCUAGACAAGAGGAGCCAAGAUAUUCAAAGAAGAGCUAGAGGGCUUGAAGACAAAGUAGAUGGAGUCUCCAAGGAAGUCAAGGAUUUAACCACUCGCUUAGCCAACUUGGAAGAGAAGGUCUUGACCGAGGCAAAGACGACCGUUCCUAAGCACAACCAUGCCGCGCCCGUCUUUACUAUAAGAGAGACCGACCCAAGAGUGAUUUGGGAUGAAGAAGAAAGUAGAGCUGAUCAAGAAAGAGCCACAAGCUAA